Molecule: messenger RNA, 518 nt
Organism: Moneuplotes crassus
Lineage: Eukaryota; Ciliophora; Spirotrichea; Euplotida; Euplotidae
Source: the annotation of a GenBank genome assembly
UAUGGAUCUUCGAGAGAAGCUUCAACAGUUAAAACAAAAACUGGCAACAAAAGUCCAAAGCCACCAAAUAGGUAAUAGAGCUAAGAAUAAAGCUGAUCAGACUGUUCAGAAGAUGAAGGACAGUAAAAAUAUGAUAAAACAGAGAUCUAGUAUCAGAAAAGAUAAAAUAAAAAAAACUUUUCAACAGAAGAGGAAGAAAUUCAUUCAAAGACCACAGGAGACUCGUAAAAAAAUAGCUAAGAGGCUUAAUCUAAAAGAUAAAGCCACCACUUUCUCAAAGAAGAGAAAAGAAAUGUUUGCGACUGCUAAAGAGGCUUAUAUUGAAAGGAAGAAUGCAACUUUUAAUAAUUUACGAUACUUUAGCUUGUUUGGAUGCACUUUUGCAGCUCUAAUUUUAACCAAGAGGAUCCCUCACACAGUUGCAGGUUUUGGUCUAGCAGCUGCCUUCUUAUAUCCUGAAUACAUAAUGGACUAUUUCAAGAAGAAUUAAGGACUAUAAGAUAUUUCAAUCAUUGAUA